Molecule: messenger RNA, 1799 nt
Organism: Drosophila ficusphila
Lineage: Eukaryota; Metazoa; Arthropoda; Insecta; Diptera; Drosophilidae
Gene: Pex3
Product: peroxisomal biogenesis factor 3
Exons: 2
Coding region: 296-1438 (380 amino acids)
Biological process (GO): protein import into peroxisome membrane
Cellular component (GO): peroxisomal membrane
Molecular function (GO): protein-macromolecule adaptor activity
Source: RefSeq, a predicted model, not a curated record
AACAAGGCAGACGACGCAGUAUGCGGCUCCAAACAGAGAAAUAACACUCGAGGCGAAAACAAAAAGAUAAAUCCAUACCAUACAUUCCAUAGAUCCGAUCCGAGCAAAUGCAACAUCAAACGAACGACGGCCAAUCGAAUCGAUAAGCUAGCGAACCAGAUCCGAAAACGGGGAAUAUAGGUCGCCGGUGGAGCGGGAAAAGCAGAAAAGUGGGGGAAUCGGAAAAGCGGCUAGCAGUUGGCUCAUUUCACACAACGCAGUCCAAGGAGCGAGAGUCCUUUCACCAAUCGUUAACAUGCUGUCGCGCCUGCAGGACUUCUUGUCACGCCACCGGCGGAAGUUUUUAGUGACCGGCGUUCUGGUGGGCGGCACCAUCUUUGCGGCGCGUUACGCACAACGCCGUUUUGUGGAGUUCCAGGAGAAACAAGCCAGGGAGUUUUUCGAGCGGACACGCCGCCUGACCCACUUCGAGUCCACGGAGAAGACCUGCAACCAGGUCAUACUCGGCAUGGGCGAGGAAAUGUGCCAGGCUGUCCUGCGGGAAUGCAGCACGGACGAACUGCUCGAGCAGCUGCGUCAGAAUCCCAAGAACAAGCUGGAACUGUGGGAGGACAUGAAGAUUGUGGCCUUUACGAGACUGGCCACCUAUGUGUAUGCCUCCUCCAUGCUGGUCAUUGCCCUCCGUGUGCAGUUAAACCUUCUGGGCGGAUAUAUCUACCGCGACAUCAUGACGGAACAAAAGCAAAUCACAGAUGAGCUGAAGCAGCAAUAUCUCUCGCUCAUCCGGCACUUUAUCACCGAGUCGGGCAUCCGGGACUUGGCGCGGUACAUACGCAGUCAGGUCAUCGCCGUUGUCAAGUCCAUGCCGCUGUCCCAGCAGCUUUCCCUCAACGACUUGGAGCAGCUCUUCUGGUCUCUGCAAAUGGCCAUCAAUGCGGACACCCGUCGGGAUCCCAAUUCCCGGAUGAGCAAGUACCUGCUGCCCAGUCAGAACCCCAGUCAUUCGCCGCUGCUGCAGAAGAUGUUUAACGAAACGCUGGAUUUGCUGGAGAGCGAGGAUGCCAUUGGUGUGUGCUCGCACAAUGUGAGCCGGGGUUUUGUGUUGGCCUGCGAUGCCAUUGCCGAAUCGAUGGGCGAGACGCUGCAGCACCUGCCGCAGGCUGAAGUGCAGACCCAACAGGAAAACCCAAAGUUCAACCAGGCAGGAAGCUCCAGCAGUUCAAAGAGCCCAGCAGCGGAAAACAACAACUUCAACAUCAACCGAGUGCUGAUGGCGCUGGCAAACCUCAUUCCAAUCAUAAGUGGUCUCACCUCGAGGGGAUUCGACAGCACUGCGCGACCACAUAACCUGCCCACCCAGCUAAUCACCUUUUACGUGGUCGCAGAGAAGACGAAGACGCUGGGUGCCAACGUUUACGAGAGCUUCAGCUCAGCCUAGAAGCUCGACAAAACUUGGAUUAUGCACCUGUGCAUAGGCUAGGCUAAGACAAUUGCAACAUUUUAGUUUAUAAACCUGUAUAUUUUUAAUACGAUCAUAAUUCUCGGAUGCAUUGUUUGUAUGUCUGCUUGAACCCCAUCACGUAUUAAGUUUAGCUCCUAAGAAUAUUUAAUCGAAAGUGAAUGUAAGGUAUGCUUAAGUCGGUUCCCCAUUGAGUCCAGAGGGAAUUCUACGAGACAGGGAGUUACAAUUCGAGUAACAUGAAGGCCUUUUAAAAUAACUGGAGUGAGUAAUUUGUGCUUAGGGGGAGAAUUUUAUAUGGUAUCAAAAAUAAAUGGAAACGUAAAUUAUAUGUGUGUAA